Microtus ochrogaster (prairie vole) is the source of this 582-nucleotide messenger RNA. It is a transcript of the gene Rgs5, whose product is annotated as regulator of G protein signaling 5. Bases 1 to 582 code for a protein of 193 amino acids. The record is from RefSeq and is a predicted model, not a curated record. The transcript is spliced from 6 exons. NCBI's taxonomy places the organism in Eukaryota, Metazoa, Chordata, Mammalia, Rodentia, Cricetidae.
AUGUCCAGAAUAGUGACUCUGAAACUCCUACAGCACUGCGCUCUGUCUGGUGUAGGCACCGAUCGCUACACCCGCAAAGCCCAGAGAGUGGCCAAGGAGAUCAAGAUCAAGCUGGGAAUUCUCCUCCAGAAGCCAGACUCUGUCGAUGACCUUGUCAUGCCAUAUAAUGAGAAGCCAGAGAAGCCAGCCAAAACCCACAAACAACAGCAGCUCACCUUUGUGCGUUCUGAUGAAAGAAGAGAAUUGGUGGUUAACAAAGGACAGCUGUGGGGUUUCUGUGCAGAUGUUCAGUAUGUAGCUACUGAAUACGAGGGCAGUGUGAUAGUGUCAAGCACGUCUGACCUAAAUGCUGUACAGACCACUGUGCAGCAAUGGCUCUUCAGUACCAUACAACCAACCUUAAGGACGAAGGAACCCAAUGUGAACUUCGAUCAUUUCACUAAAGACAUCACCAUGAAGAACCUGGUGGAACCUUCCCGGAGCAGUUUUAACCUAGCCCAGAAAAGAAUUUAUGCCCCAAUGGAGAAGCAUUCGCUGCCCCGCUGUGUGCACUCCAGGUUUUAUAAGGAGCUAAUCAAGUAG